CAGAAGAGAGAGAGGCGUCUGCCACUGACAGGGAAUAUCUGACAUUUUCCGCGUUGCAGGAGGCUGCAGCCCUGAUCCAGAGGACCGGGAUCCAGGCUUAGAGGCACCACCGCAGAUCCCACUAGCCGGAGUCAUGCAGUCCUUCAGAGAGCGGAGUGGUUUCCAAGGCAACCAGCACUGUUACCAGCAGGAACCCCAAGAAUUAUCGCGCCUUGAAAGUUACAGACAUCAUCACAGCCAGUCCAGGCAGAGCUACGAGGCACACUCUCUGCCUGCUGCGGGGAUGUCCACAGCGGGUGCAGUUUCUAAAGACUGUUAUGGGCAGCAGACCUAUCCUGUCUACACCAGCACCAGUGUUACUCAGACUAAAAAAACUUAUAGAGGAGUGAAAACUUCAAACCAGCACCUGCAGACUGGCUACAGCAAUCACAUGGGCCCUGGAUACACAGCCCAGUAUAUGAGCGAAGGUCACUUGCAGCAAAAAUGGGAUGAGUCAGCUCAGAUGACCCAGUAUGAGCAGGACAUGGUGGGAAGACUGGAGUCCGGGGCCAGUGGGUCAUCACAAUACCUAGAACAAAACAUGCUAGCUAUCUCUCAGAGCCAGUGCCAUCUCCCCUCACAGUCUUCUGCCCCUGUCUAUACAAGCCCCCAUCAACAAGGCCUUCCAUCUAAUCCUGCGCCAACUCCUUUAAUGUAUACACAGAACCACCUCCAUUUUCCUCAGCAACCUUCUUCCUCUUCUUCCUCAUCUUCGUAUAUUGAGAAAUGUAACCCUGUACAACAUAGCUACAAAGGCUAUGGCAUACCACCCAGUGCUCAGUAUUCAAGACAACUUAGCAAUCACAGCAAUUUAAAGCAGAGUGGAUAUAGGCCACAGAAUAAUUAUGCUUACCAGCAGACACCCUCAAGAUCUGGAUUCGAACAGAGCUCCCUGCAAGGGAUGUCUGGUUCACAGGAGAAUGUUCAGAAGUUCCAGCACUUCAAUCAGCCACAGCAAAACUACUGUAUAACAGAUAUUUCCGUAAGAUCUCCGGAACAAUACUACCAGACCUGCAGUCCAAGUUCUAGUCAUUCCCCUGCAAGGUCAGUUGGAAGAUCACCCUCAUACAAUUCCACACCAUCCCCACUUAUGCCAAACCCUGAUUCAUUCCAAUAUGGUCAACCUCCCAUUAACACUGGGGCUUCCUCGUCCACAGGUCUGCAAGACCAAAACAUGCUUAUGCCCCCCCACACCCAUGCAUCACCCAGUGGGAAUCACCAAUCGCAGAGCUUUUCCAGCUCCAUGAAAGAGCGGUUUUCUGAAAAGCUUCUUUCCAACCCAAGUUUGUGGAGCCUAAAUGCCCUGACAUCUCAGGUUGAGAACAUCUCGAACAAUGUCCAGCAUCUUCUUCUUUCUGAGGCCCUUAUGGCUAACAAAAAGACUAGCAAACGAAACCAUCCAAAAAAGGGAGAAGACUAUCGGGGCCAGUUAAAAGGUGUAGAAGAUUCGUCAGGUCCUGAUAACCAACUUGGUCCUCCUCCUACUGAUGGGUACAGCAUUCCUAGAUCCAUGACAGCAGAAUUACAGGAAGGUGGAUACUCCAGCAGCACAGAGGAGCAGAUAGACCGAAGCUUUUACUAUUUUGGUCAGGACAAAGGUCAAGCACACACCCAGACACACUCACGACAGAGCCUUGAUACAGUGUCUUCCUGCUCCUUAAACUCAGCCGAUGAUAUAUCUGUCAGGUCUGGUGACUCCGUGCGAAGUCUUCAGAGUGCAGCCUCGGAGGAUAAUCUCAAUUGUGACCCCAGAUUACAGAGGGUAUUGACUGGAGAGGAGCCCAACAGCUCUCUUGGGUGCAUUAGAGAUGAGAGGUCUCCCAUCAGUGCCCCGAGUCCUAUGAAACAGGAGAGUAAUUCACCACCAGAUAUAAAGCGUUCAGAGAGCACUCUUAAGGAGAACUUUGAGGAGUCAGCAUGGACUGAAAGGAUGGUUGAUGAGGAGGAAAUUGGAAGAAGAAAGCUGUUUUCAGAGCAUGAGUGUAAAGCAGAGGUCACUGAAAAGCCACAGAAGUGGUUGGAGGCUAAGAAAAGUCCUUCUCUUUUUCAUAAAAUAAAUAAAGCAGUAUUAGAAGAAGGUUACCCAUAUGAAGCUGAAAUAAAUGAUUACCAAGGGCUACAAAACAAAUUUGAUUCAGAUAAAGUGGACUCAGCACAGACGGAUUGCUUUUCUGACCUUAAUCGCAAAGGAAAUGAACGCACAGAAAUAAAGUUUGAAAAUUUUAAAUCAGAACCGCAACCCAAUGUAGAAACAUCACCACCAGGCAGUUCAGUAACUCAUCUGUAUUUGUCAGAGAAACAGAAAAACUCUAAGGAGGAAAAUUCGGUUGAGAGCCUCACAUGCACCGAAGGACCAAUGGACACCCCUCAGGAGCAGCCGCAUGUCUUCUCCCAUAAUUCCAAUGAGGUGAGAGAUGAAAAAGAAAGUCGGACAAUCUCAGAAGAUUUCCUAAAUAAUAGAGCAAGACCACAAGAAUCCUUCGCAGAAGUCUGCAGUACAUUUGAAGAGAUAGGGAACAUGCCUCAAGUCAACACAGAAACUGCACAAAGCUUUGCCCCUGACUCACCACACAGAGGCAGUAAAAUGAGGUCAGCUUUAUGUGACAUUGCACCUCAACUUCACACUGGCAACGGUGGCUUCUCGGCUCUCAAUGAGAAAACAACACCUCUGGCUCAGGUUAGGGAUCAUCACAUCGAUCGCAGUGAUGCAAAGGUACUGGAGCCUGACUCUCCUCAGUUGCCGGGCAAGUCAAUACUGCACUCCGCACCAUCCUGGGCUGACACCCCACCAUCCCCCAAGAAGGGAGAUGAAGAUAUGGAACCAUGUUUAAGCUGUCCCAGUGCAGUGACUCCAUCAUCCAAACUAGAUCCUUUGGCCCCAUCGACACAUAUAAGGAUGUUUGGUAAAAAGCAUGCACGGGGCAGGAGGAGAAUAAUACAUUCAACUGUGGGGAUCAGAAGGCAGCUAAGUGUAGAAGCAGACAGUGCUCCACCUUCUGCCCAAAAUCCCAGUAUGCCCUCCAGCAAAAGCGCCCUUAUUCCUGAUAAGGUGGAAACUGCCAAUCAGAAUAUCAGCAGUCAAACACCGAAACGUGUGACAGAUGGUCUACCGUCACGAAUGUGCACUCGCUCUUAUGGUUCACAAAGUAGCCAAAAGGUUUGCCCUCAAGAAAGAAGAAAACCAGGUCCCAAGCCGGGCUCAAAGCCUGGUCCAAAGCCAGGUUCAAAACAAGGUGCAAAGCCAGGCCCAAAACCUGGUGCAAAGCCUAGUUUAAAACCAGCUCCAAAAUCAGGUCUUAAACCUGGACCAAAGCCUGGUCCAAAAUCUAGUUCAAAACCUGGUCCCAAACCCGGCCCCAAACCCACAGAAGUUACAAAACCUGGUCCAAAACCUGGGCUUAAGGCCGGCAUGAAACCUGGUCCAAAACCUGGUUCCAAACUUGCUUCAAAGCCAGGGGCUUCACUGGGAGAAAAAUCUAUUACAAAGCCAUGUCAAACCACCACAGAGUUAAAGCUGACUGAGGGGUCAAUAACUAAAGGCCCUGGUCGACCAAAAGGCCUCACCUCAAAGAUAAAAUCAAUGAAGCAAGAUGACAAUGUUCCAUUGAUAACUGACCAUACCAAGGACACAAGAAUUGAAGUUAUUCAGGAAAAUUUGACCACUACAUUUACUUUGGGCACAGUUGUUGACGUUGUGGACACCCCAACAAAUGAAAUUGUGGGUUCCACUUUAGAAUCUUCUCUAGAUAGCAAGUCUUCAGCAAAAGACCAAAAGUCCAUGGUGCUGAGAUCAAGGAAACAAGCAAAAGAAAAAUUGAUUGAAGAGAAAGAAAAAGAGAAUGACAAACCAACUGAGCGAACUUCAGCAAAUCUCAUGGAUACAAAAAUGCAGGAUGUUACUGUGGAUCAACCAUGUGGGAUUGAUACUUCCAAUAUUGAGUUACCUAAGCAGGUCGAUCUCUCUACAGAUUCACUGCAACAUUCUAAUGAAGAGAUUAUUUCUAACAAAAGGAAAUACAGCUUACAGUCUUCAGACCCCCAAAAGAGAAAGAAAGGUUUGAAAGCUUGUCAAAAAAAGAUACUGGGGCCUCCAUCAGAAACUGUCACAGCAGUCUGCAUUCCAAAGCGAAAAAGAGGCCAAGAUUUGCAAGCAGAAUCUGUGAUCAGCACUUUGACCACAGAUAUCCCUCCCACUGAUGAAAUAGGUGACAUGCCUUCUGUACCUCCUCAGUGUCCUACUAAAACAAAAUAUUUACCUCCUCGAAAAGGCAGGGGGCUAAAAUAUGAGGCAAUGGUUCAAAAAAUCACAUCCCUAGGAUCUAAAAAACAAUCUCUAAAUAUUCAACCAGAUAUUGUACCAGAAGAAUCAACAUCAAAACCAGCACCAGAGGUACCGGAGCAGGGGAUAGUGAAGCCCCCUGAGGUAGCUCACACAGAAGCAGAGAGCACAAUGAGCACACACGAGAGCCAAAACAUAACAGGAAUUCAAACUCCUAGAAAGAAGAGGAGGAAGUGGGGCACUGUUGAGAGCAAUGAUGCACCAGAUCUAGCACUGGAGCCUGGGAGCCUUGUUAUCAACACACCUAGGCUAGCCAAACAGAGAGCCAUUAAAAACAACCAUGAGAUGCAUCUGAAACAACGUAAGAGGAGAAAAAAGGGGACUGAGCCACCAGAUAGCAUACCUGCUGAGGAGCAACAGGAGCCUGUCCAGACUGAUAUUCUGCCACCCCCUCCAUCCUCCUCCUCUUUUCCUGAAACAGUUGAACAAACACAGUAUGAGAAGCCACCAACAGAAUUAUGCCCACCAUUAACAAAACCCAAAAGAGGCAGGCGGCCAUCACUCAAAAAGAAACAAGAGGACGCCUCAAUACACAUAGGAGAUGACAAAGUUAAGGAGAAAAAAAAGCCUGGAUCCAGAAAAAAGAUUCAAAAGACUCUUAAUGUCCUCAGAGUUGUAGUGAAAAGAACCAAGCAAAAGACAAAAUGCAGCAUGGAUCUCCCUCCAACAGUGAAGGGAGGAUUAUCAGACUUGCAUCCAACACAGAGCGAUGGCAAAGACUCUUUCAGGCCAUAUGUGCACAUUGACAGCUCUUUGGAUCUAGCGUCGCUUUGUACAAUCGUCAACAGGCCUGAGGAAGAGCAGCUGCUCACCCAGCCAAGAAAAAAGAGUGCAGCUAAAACAAAAAAUCUAGUCGAGGUUACCGAGACAAUAUCAGACUCCUCAAUAAUGCUCCAGGGGCCCAUAGUAAACAAAAGUCUAGCUGACAGGUGUCUUACAUGCUGCCUAUGCAGAAAGCCAGCAAAUUACAGAGAGCUUGGAGACUUGUGUGGCCCUUAUUAUCCUGAGGACCAUAUACCACGAAAAAACCUGUCUUUAACAUACAGAAAUGACUUCAGGCAAAGCAGUGACAGUGCGCAAGAGACGAAGGUCAGGUGUAGUUCAGACAGCAUGAACUCACAGAGCGCUUGUGAAAAUGUACAUCUGGAGGGGACAAAGAACGGAGGUUGCGGGCAUCCCAGAAGGGGGAAAAGGGCGAAUAGGGAACAGUUAAGAACCCGCCCGACCUUGCGGAUGAGGUUCAAAAAACUGCUACUGUUGCAGAGCAGCCUUAGUGAAGCUGCUCCCCCUGUUGGGCAGGAGGCAACUGGAACUACGCUCCAAAGACAGCAGAUGGAGGCAGAGGCCAAAGAGCACUGGGCUCAUGAAAACUGUACGGUCUGGACCAGAGGAACAGUUUUGGUAGCUGGCAAACUUUAUGGGCUGAAGGAAGCUGCUCAGGGUGCUGAACAUGCAAAAUGCUCUCGGUGCCAGUUUGAGGGAGCUUCCAUCUGCUGCAGCUGGAAGAGCUGUACUCAGAGGUACCAUUAUGUCUGCGCCAAAGAGAUGGGCUGCACAUUUUAUGAGGAGACCUUCUCCAUCAGGUGUCCAAAACACAAGGUAGUUUAAUACACAGACACACGAGGACUGACGAUGAGGACAUGAGACUUCCUGUGAGCUGCUGCGGGCGCCACAGACGGACAAAAAGAAAUUGGGGCUUCAUGUGAAGCACAAAGGUACUGUAGCAAUACUGACCCAGGAUCAGAUCAUCCGGCCCGAUCCAAACCCAUCAUUCAUGGUGAAAAGCUGAAAAAGGGAAAGACACUUUUGCUGUGGAUCAGUAUGUGCCAUUCUUCCAUUUUUCCCCACGUUUUGGAAGGGAUGUUAUCAGUCGGUGACACCUGGUGGCAGAUUUGGCCAGAUGCCCUGAGCUCUGGCUGGCACAGUCGUAUUCCCGCUGUUGAAGGGAAUUGAAAUUUGAAGAUGUCAUGCAUCAUGCACUCACUGGAUGUAUUUCAAUGGACACUUACAUGUUACAAAGAAAAAACGAAACUGUUCAUGGUGUGCUUUACAGGUCUAAAUAUAAAUGCAUUAUUUUAAUAUACUCCGAGAUGUAGGCUUAUUUUCAUGUGCAUUUGAAGACAAAACUUGACAUGUCCAUUUGUGCGUUCACAGGUGAAAAUAAAUAAUUCAUAAUAAAAUGUGUAUGAGCUCUUCAGCGUUAAUUGAGGGAUAGUUCACCCAAAAAUGAUUUUAUGUUUGGUCUUAUUAUUUCUCCUCGUGUCAUUCCAAACCCUGACAGAUAUUAUCUUAACGUGAAAACAUAAAGCCUUGAUCUGAAUAUGCUCAAUAACUGGCCAACUUGGUCUGUUCUGAACUUGUAAUAUAGCGGCUGAUUCACAUUUACUGCUUUUAUAGCUUAAAAGUCCCUGUUCACUUUCACUUUACUGAAAAGAGCAGCAUGGACAGAUAAAACCUAGAGAACCUAAUCUAUGGGUUUAGAAAGACAUGAGGUUAAGUAAAUGAUGACAGAAUUUGCAUUUUUAUUUAACUGAGGCUGUGAAAUCACAAACAGGCGAAAUCCAUAUUUCAUGUAAAAGCGAUGCAGAAGAUUAACAAUAAAUACUUUAAAUGAGAAGUCACGGUCAUUUAUCAGAGAUACGUAUGUGACUGACAUAUUAUAGCCGCCAUUUCAUUGCAGUAUUACAGGCAAGACCGCACAUAGAGAUGACAACAUUGCGUAAUUAUUUGAUUCUAAGUACUUGUGUAUAUAAGUAUUUGCUGCUGUUUAAAUGUAAGAUGUGAUGUACCAUUAUAAUUGUGUAUAGUAUUUCUUAGAGAUGUUUAUUUUCUAUAAAACAAAUAUGUUAUUGCUUACAAAAGUUAUUAAAACGAUGAAUU
This is a messenger RNA of Triplophysa dalaica, 7258 nucleotides long. RefSeq names its product retinoic acid-induced protein 1. Gene Ontology annotation, cellular component: nucleus. The record is from RefSeq and is a predicted model, not a curated record. The coding region runs from base 134 to 5986 and encodes 1950 amino acids. Gene Ontology annotation, biological process: regulation of transcription by RNA polymerase II; circadian regulation of gene expression. The transcript has 5 exons. Lineage: Eukaryota; Metazoa; Chordata; Actinopteri; Cypriniformes; Nemacheilidae.